GUUAAACCUUUUGUUUAUAUGGUAAGAUUUUGAUUUGUUUUAACUUUUGCGAUUGUUGAUGUCUAAUCUAGGUUCUCGACCUUCAUCCAGCAAGAGGGGAUCAAAACCUGCAACACCAAAGAGCUCUAGACAGGGCACACCUCAGACCUCUAAAACUCCUACCCCCCAGGGAUCUAAACCCCCUACUCCCCAGGGAUCUAAACCAUCUACUCCACAGGGAUCUAAGCCCCCUACCCCACAAGGAUCUAAGCCCCCUACCCCUCAGAUUUCAAGAACAGCAACACCUAAAAGUUCUAGAACUGGCACUCCUAAGGGAUCGAGAACAGGUACCCCUCAGGGUUCUAGAGUUGGUACUCCAUUAGGCUCUAAGGAGGGUACUCCUCGAGGAUCAAGGGAAGAGACCCCAGUGGGCUCAAUACAAGGAACCCCUGUUGGCUCGAGGGUAGGUACCCCUCAGGGUUCUAGAGUUGGUACUCCAUUAGGCUCCAAGGAGGGUACUCCUCGAGGGUCAAGGGAAGAGACCCCAGUGGGCUCAAUACAAGGAACUCCUGUUGGCUCAAGGGUAGGUACCCCUCAAGGAUCAGCCAGGGGGUCUCAGAAUCGUAAUACUCCAACUGGUUCUAAAACUAGCACCCCAGUUGGAUCACUACCCACCUCAGCAAGAGAGGACAAACCCCCUAUCCCCAUGGGCUCUCAACGGUCCUAUGGGUCAAACCGUCCCCUGUCUAAAGAAGGCUCUGAGGUGCUCUCCUUGCAGGGUUCAAGACCAGGCUCAGCCAGGCACCAAUUUGAGGGUAAAUUUUUGGUGUUCUCUACAUGAUUCCAUUGGGAAAAGCAUUUCUUGAGCUAGCACAUUACUAUGCUCAUCUAUAUAUCAAUAUUUAGAUUUAUAUUGUAUAUGUAAAAUUAAUCGUUUAAGUUGUUGUAAG
Messenger RNA from Owenia fusiformis, 929 nucleotides. The record is from the annotation of a GenBank genome assembly. Lineage: Eukaryota; Metazoa; Annelida; Polychaeta; Sabellida; Oweniidae.